UAAAAUAAAACGCUGGGAAGUUUAUAAAUGCAAUAGAUGCUCUUUACUCAUUGUUGUUUCUAUUAGCAUCACCAUUCUUGAGUGGUUUGAAAACGUUAGAGAGGAGCUUUACAACAGGCAUGGAGACAGCCUCAGACUACGGAGCAUUCAUGGAGAAAUUCACUUUACCACCAAAUUCUGCACCCGCUCUUUCUCCCAAUUCACUCACUUUUGCAGUCAAAGAGAUAUUUGACGUGGAAGGAUAUGUGACCGGCUUCGGGAAUCCUGACUGGGCAAGGACUCAUCCUGUGGCUACCUCUACCGCUCCAACAGUUUUGGCUCUCCUCAGAGCAGGUGCCACUUGUGUCGGUAAAACUGUCAUGGAUGAAAUGGCUUACAGUAUAAAUGGAGAAAAUAUACAUUAUGGCACGCCUAGAAAUCCUUGUGCAGCAGAUCGGGUUCCUGGAGGAUCUUCUAGUGGCUCUGCUGUUGCAGUUGGUGCAAAGCUUGUGGAUUUCUCACUAGGAACUGAUACCGGAGGAAGUGUAAGAGUGCCUGCAUCGUACUGUGGGAUUUUUGGUUUUCGUCCUUCUCAUGGUGCUAUCUCAGUAUCAGGAGUUAUCCCUAUGGCACAAAGUUUCGACACUGUAGGAUGGUUUGCCAGGGAUCCAGUGGUUUUGAGCAAAGUAGGACGUGUAAUUCUACAAUUGUCAGAUGCAGCACCAAUUAGACCUACUAGCAUUAUCAUUGCAGAGGACUGUUUCCAGCUUUCAAGCAUUCCAUAUGAUGUAGUUACACCACCUGUCAUCAAAGCAGUAGAGAAGUUAUACGGAGGGGAUGUAUUAAAGCACGAAAUCCUUGGCAACUAUGUGAAGACCAACGUUCCAAGUUUGGAACAUUUCAUGAGUAAAGAGAAUACAGACCAAAUAUAUAACAUUCCAUCAUUGGCUGCACUUUCAAGUGCCAUGCGGUUGCUUCAAAUGUAUGAAUUCAAGAAUAACCAUGGUGAAUGGAUCAGAGCAGUUAAACCUGAUUUAGGUCCUGGAAUCUCAGAACGUGUAUCAACUGCCUUGAGGACAACAGGGGAGAACAUUGAUAUCUGUUAUUCUAUAAAAAAGGAACUGCAUGAUGCUCUUACUGCACUUCUUGGGGAUUUUGGUGUUCUCAUGAUCCCCACAGUUCCAGGGAAUCCCCCAAAACUACAAAUGAAUUCAUCUGAAUUAGAAAUUUUUCGUGCAAGGGCAUUUAGCCUUCUGUCCAUUGCUGGAGUAUCGGGAUUUUGUCAGGUAAGCGUACCACUAGGGAUGUAUAAUAACCUUCCCCUAUCAAUUUCUCUGCUGGCCAGAGAUGGUGCAGAUGGAUUUUUGCUUCACCUUGUUGAGAGUCUUUAUGACAGCAUUAAAGAAUAGAAAGCAGCAUAGCAGAGUGCACAAGUUACCUCCAUUUGACUGCAAGGAUGUUGAUGUUUACUUUUAAAAAAAUCAGGGCAAAGAAUUUAUGGAAGCUUUGAGAUCCUUUGUGCAAUACACAUAUUUUAGUUCCUCUUUAUGUGCUUGUUCGAGCACUUCUGUGAUUUGUGAGCAAAAAAUCUUUUGCAGAUGCUAUGAAUAUGCAUACUAUGCCAAAGGUGGGAGAGAAGCACGACCUGAACUAUGGACAUAAAUUAAAGUAGAGAAAUAGUAUAAUGGAAAUUCUUGCUUAAGUACGAAAAUUAAACUUGCAGCAAUCUUACAAGCACUUAGCAUUGA
Molecule: messenger RNA, 1727 nt
Organism: Cajanus cajan (pigeon pea)
Lineage: Eukaryota; Viridiplantae; Streptophyta; Magnoliopsida; Fabales; Fabaceae
Gene: AMI1
Product: amidase 1
Source: RefSeq, a predicted model, not a curated record